UCUUACCCUAACUCAUCAUCCAUCACCCUUCUUCAUCUUUACCUGCUCAUCGAUCUCACAUUCUCACUUAUUCGGAAAAAAUGGCCGAACCAAGUGGCUCUGACAAGAGGAGUUGGUGCUCGGUGCCGGAGAAGUUUCAGCUUCAUGGAGCCAUGUUGGCUUUGCAGUUCGGCUAUGCCGGUUUCCAUGUCGUCUCUAGAUUUGCUCUCAAUAUGGGCAUUUCUAAGCUUGUCUUUCCCGUUUACCGGAACAUCAUCGCUUUGCUUCUCCUCCUGCCCUUUGCCUACUUUCUGGAAAAGAAGGACAGGCCUCCGAUCAAUCUCAACUUUCUCGUUCAGUUCUUUUGCCUUGCGCUUAUCGGAAUAACAGCAAACCAAGGAUUCUACUUGCUGGGAUUAGACAACACAUCACCCACCUUUGCUUCCGCUAUACAAAACUCCGUCCCAGCCAUUACCUUUCUCAUGGCAGUCAUACUCAGAAUCGAGCAAGUAAGACUAAACCGCAAGGACGGUAUUGCAAAGGUAGCCGGAACUAUUUUCUGUGUGGCUGGAGCAUCAGUGAUUACUCUAUACAAAGGUCCAGCCAUAUACAGCCCAACGCCACCACUGCAGACGAUGAUGAUGAGCAGUGCCUCAUCAUCAGUAUCAAUGUCGAGUUUCACUACUAGCGCCAUGUCAGUACUUGGUGAUGCAAAGGGUAAGAGCUGGACUCUAGGUUGCCUCUACCUGAUCGGCCAUUGCCUCUCGUGGUCCGCCUGGCUCGUCCUGCAAAGCCCGGUUCUCAAGAAGUACCCGGCCCGGCUCUCUGUCACCUCCUACACUUGUUUCUUUGGUCUAAUUCAGUUCAUCAUUAUCGCUGCGGUUUUCGAGAGAGACGCUCAGGCUUGGAUCUUCCACAAUGGUGGAGAAGCCUUCAGCAUCCUCUAUGCGGGAGUGGUUGCAUCAGGGAUUGCAUUCGCUGUACAGAUAUGGUGCAUCGACAGAGGGGGCCCUGUUUUUGUAGCUGUAUAUCAACCUGUUCAGACUCUUGUUGUCGCUAUCAUGGCCUCGGUUGCUUUAGGCGAGGAGUUCUACUUGGGAGGGAUCAUCGGAGCGGUGCUGAUCAUAGUGGGGCUGUACGCGGUGUUGUGGGGUAAAAGUGAAGAAAGGAAGUUUGCUCAGGCAAGAGUUCCAAUUCAGUCGACUCCUAGUGACAGUGUGCACUCAAACAACAGGAAAAGCCAAACCAAGACGUCCCUCACUCAACCACUCAUUCCUCCAUCCACCGAAAAUGUCUGAUCCAUCCAAGUCGUUUUCAUAUAUUUUAAUUGACGAGGUGCAGCUUUGUCCUUCAAGAAGAAGGAGGAGGAACUAAAAGAAGAAGCACCAGUACUGCAGUAGCUUAUAUAUGAUCAGAAAACUUGUGUGUGUGAUGAAGGUGUUCUUCCUUUUUUGUUGUUUUUUCACUUUUACUCAA
Messenger RNA from Rosa chinensis, 1455 nucleotides. Its product is annotated as protein WALLS ARE THIN 1. Lineage: Eukaryota; Viridiplantae; Streptophyta; Magnoliopsida; Rosales; Rosaceae. Bases 81 to 1277 code for a protein of 398 amino acids. Gene Ontology annotation, cellular component: plasma membrane. The transcript is spliced from 6 exons. The record is from RefSeq and is a predicted model, not a curated record. Gene Ontology annotation, molecular function: transmembrane transporter activity.